UUUAAUAACUGCAUUGCUUUUCAUAAAGAAGUCUUCUUGGUUUUGCUUGACUAUCAGUAUCUCCCCGGACCCUCAGCCACUAGCUAGAGGCUGCGUCCUUACCACAAUCCCUCCAACACUUCCUUCAUACUCUUCAUAUAUCAAGGAUUGACCGUCAUGUCUUCAAUAAGGAACAGCACUGCAUGACUUCAGAUGUACAAGGGCAAGAAAUGGAAGACCUACUUCUUUAAAGUGACUGGAUCUACUUACUUACAUUAUUUCGGGGAGAGUAAGGCCAGUGAACCAAAAGAUCAAAUAUUCCUCACUGCAGUAUCUGCUGUUGAGCAGUUGAGGUCCCUUCAAAAGCUCCUAAAAAUGGCAACUUUGUAUUCGAAGUCUGUCACUCUGGCAAGAGCUCACCUUGGAUCAUCAGUGCUGAUAGUGAGGAGGAGAGACGUGACUGGAUGGAGACCAUUAAACAAAACAGCACCACAAUGCUACACAACUCACAGAUCAAGGACAUCCAUCAAGGAAACAAAACCAUUUUAAACCAUGGAGGACCUCCCUCAUCCCAACCGGGACAUCACCAAGGCCACGGGUCAGCUACCAUGGCAGCCAAUAGAUCCCCUAGUAUGUAUCAGAGAAGCUCAUUACAAUAUGCUGCAACAGUAUGGAACACACACACAGGUGCUACACAAGGUCGUAACUAUUCAGAAACAGCUGUACAACCUUAUCCACAUAAUAAUCCACAGUUCCUGUCCCUAGGAGGGACAAGAGGAGCUUAUGUAGGAGGAGGAGGAGGAGACUCGUAUCAAUUAACACAAUCAUUACCUUCCUCACCUUCUCUCUCACCCACCUCUCUGAUACCUCUCACUCCACCUGAGAUACAGCCCUGCCCUCCUGAGAUGCAGCCAUGCCCACACGAGACUGAACUACAGCCAUUUCAAAGACCGAUGUCCUUGUCCGACCGUCCACCAAUGCCUGAGCCCUGUCAAUUGAUAAUGGCAGGACCUCCGGCAGAGUAUUUGGAUCUGGUACAGCUUAAUUAUGCCAGCUGGGAGUAAGAGGAUAAUAGAACAUAAUGAU
Molecule: messenger RNA, 1065 nt
Organism: Amphimedon queenslandica
Lineage: Eukaryota; Metazoa; Porifera; Demospongiae; Haplosclerida; Niphatidae
Exons: 3
Coding region: 193-528 (111 amino acids)
Source: RefSeq, a predicted model, not a curated record